Molecule: messenger RNA, 1044 nt
Organism: Fusarium poae
Lineage: Eukaryota; Fungi; Ascomycota; Sordariomycetes; Hypocreales; Nectriaceae
Exons: 2
Coding region: 1-1044 (347 amino acids)
Cellular component (GO): cytosol
Molecular function (GO): hydroxypyruvate reductase [NAD(P)H] activity; glyoxylate reductase (NADPH) activity; NAD binding
Source: RefSeq, a predicted model, not a curated record
AUGCCAUCAGACGUGACAAUGGGUCGGAAACCUCGUGUAGUGUCAUUAGGAAGACCCAAAUUCAUUGGUGAAGAAUAUAUCGAAGAGUUCCAGAAAGACUUUGACUAUGAUAUUCUCGAUGUCACUAAUCACCAAGAAGCUCUGGAAAAAUUACCACUCAUGCUCGAGAAACAUGGCCCCAUAGAUGCUUUCAUAAUUCGAAUGGGAAGACCCCCCUAUCGUCCAUUCGACAAGAUCUUCAAACUUCUCGUCCCUCACUGUAAAAUCAUCGCAUCAUCAGCAGCCGGAUACGAUGAUCUAGCUGCAGAAUGGUGUACCGAGCAAGGGAUAUGGCUUUGCAACAGUGUUGAUGCUGUGGCCGAAGCCACCGCAGACAUGUCCUUUUUUCUCAUUCUGGCUGUUAUCCGAGAUACGUACCGUGGUGAACGUUCGCUGCGAGAGGGCAACUGGCAAGGCCCUGUUGUGCCGAGUAGAGAUCCUUGGGGUAUGGCGCUGGGGAUUGUUGGGAUGGGUGCCAUUGGGAAGUCUCUUGCCCGGCGAGCGGUUGCGUUCAACAUGAAGAUCAAGUACUACAACCGUCGACGGUUAAGUGCCGAUGAUGAGGCAAAGUACCAGGCGACAUAUUGCUCAUCACUCCACGAGCUACUUGCUCAGUCAGACGUGGUAUCUAUCAACUGUCCUCUUACGAAGGAAACAGAAAACAUGAUAUCAGUUAAAGAGUUGGAAAUCAUGAGAGACGGGGCCUUCAUUGUCAACACUGCACGCGGAGCUAUCAUCGAUGAGACUGCUCUUAUCAAUGCUUUAGAGAGUGGAAAGAUCACAAGAGCCGGAUUGGAUGUUUUUACGAACGAACCUGGCCUGAAUGAGUACUUCAAGACGAGUGACAAGGUAGUCGUUCAGCCCCAUGUUGCUGGCUUGACAGACUUGGCAUUUCAGAGGGGAGAGAGGGAAGCCUUCGAGAACAUCAAGGCAUUGUUCAAGAGUGGAAUGCCCAUAUCUCCCGUCAACUGCCCGAAGAAACAGGUUACAGUAUCAGAUUCUUAA